Entelurus aequoreus (snake pipefish) is the source of this 2534-nucleotide messenger RNA. RefSeq lists its product as uncharacterized. The coding region runs from base 26 to 964 and encodes 312 amino acids. Lineage: Eukaryota; Metazoa; Chordata; Actinopteri; Syngnathiformes; Syngnathidae. The record is from RefSeq and is a predicted model, not a curated record. The transcript has 2 exons.
CCCACCAUCACCACGCAGAAGGGAUAUGGUAUCUGACAUGGAAAAAAGAAUCCUGGAAAUUGUCGCUGCACACCCAAAUGUGAAAAAUAUCAUCCUGCACAUUGGUUUUAAUGACAUUGUAAAACAACAAUCAAGAGAGCUGAAAGAGCACUUCAAUAAACUAUUUGAAACAGUCAGCGCUGUGAAUGCUGACGUUUUUAUCAGUGGUCCUCUACCCCCAAUCAGGAGAGGAGCUGAGAGAUUCAGUAGACUUUACUCGCUGAAUGAGUGGCUAUCAAGUGCACUUCUUGCUCGUUCAAUGCAUUUUAUUGACAAUUUUAGCUUUUUCUGGGACCGCAGGCAUCUUUUUAAGGCAGACGGACUUUGCCUAAAUAAGAUGGGAGUAAAGCUAUUCAUGAACAACAUGUUUCACUUCCUGCAUCUUGCAUCUAUCAUCACUGCCAAGGACAAGAGCCAAGAGGAGCCACCGAGGAAGGAAGACACAACACAGCCUAUCAGGAACGUCGAAGGAGGACCGCCACUGCAAAAGGAGAACGUCGACCAUGAGAUACACCAGAGCAAAGAGGAGAGGUGUCUAUCCUCCUCUACCGCCCCUCCCUCCAUUCUGAAUGCAUGUGAAGAUCCCUCCCCCACAUCCCCCAAGCCAUCCACGUCUCCAUCUUUCUCCCUCCCUCAAGUAGACCUUUCUCCCCCCUUCUCCCCCUUGGAGUUCCGGGAGCUACCCCCACUCACGCCCCACCCUACUCAGAUUUUUACCCCCCUAGAUCAUCGCUCACCUCCACCACCCCCUCCACGAAGGCGUGCUCCACAACCCCCCAGCCAUACUUCACCUUUCUCACGCCAACCCCUUACACGCCCUCAACGUCCACCUUCAGUAGUUCGUCCCAGCUCUGACGCUGCUCACUCCCCCUCCCCCUUACGGCAAACCCCGCCUCGCCCUGACAGCAGUCCUGAAUAUUUCUGAUACAGAAAAGGGUUCAGCAGUAGACCACAUUAUCAGCUGGGCCCAAGGUUGCCUACAUCAAAUCAUGGCACCUUCUACAUUCCUGUUGUGACUACCAAGAGAGUAAACAUUGGGAAACUUAGCCACCCUGCUAACCUAAACAAUCUCAUUCCUAUUCUCUCCAAAUCAAAGCCAACAUCGAAGCCUGUCAAUAACACCAUCAGGAUGGGUCUGCUCAAUGUCAGGUCUCUGAAUAGCAAAUCAUUUUUAGUCAAUGAUUUUAUUAGCACUUCUAAACUUGACUUUAUGUUUUUAACUGAAACAUGGCUGGAACAAAAUAACAGUGCAAGCAUUCUGAUCGAGACAGCACCCCCCAACUAUAACUUCAUUGAUAUAUGUAGAUCGGGGAAAAGAGGUGGAGGGGUUGCUGCUAUAUUUAAAAACAUGUUUCAGGGGAAACAGAUGUCACUCGGUGAUUUUACAUCAUUUGAAUACCUGUGUGCUGUGUUGAAAUGCUCUCCCAAAAUUCUCUUGUUAAUUAUCUACAGGCCACCUAAAUAUUCUGCAAUUUUUUUUGAUGAUUUUACUGAACUAUUGUCUAGCAUCUCCACUGACUUUGACUGCCUGGUUAUAACUGGUGAUUUUAAUUUUCAUAUUGACGAUUUAAAUGACAAGGGCGCAAAAUAACUUUUUACUAUUUUAGACACAUUUGAACUGUCUCAACAUGUGAAAGAGGCUACUCAUUGUAAGGGACACACUCUGGACCUGAUUAUCACAAAAGGUCUCAAUGUUUCUGAUGUUCUUGUGAUUGAUCCUUCAUUGUCUGAUCAUUUCUGUGUUUUCUUUAAUAUUUCUGUAAUUCCGGACACACAAACAGAAUCAAAGAAUGUCAAAAAGCGGUACAUAAAUGAACAUGCUAAUGUCCUCUUUAAAAACGCCAUCUCCUCACUACCACCUCUAAACCCAUGUCAUGCUGAUGAUCUUGUAAGCAACUUUAAUUCCAAAAUUGUGAAUAUCAUAGAUAGCAUUGCACCUGUUACAGUUAAAACGAUUUCUGGCAAGCAAAAGGCACCCUGGAGAAAAUCUGCUGCUGUAACAGCCCAGAGAAGAGAGUGCAGGAAGGCUGAACGAAUCUGGCGGAAUACAAAACUUCAUAUUCACCAUGACAUCUAUAAAGAGAGCCUCCAGGCCUACAAUUUAGUCUUAAAAAGUGCUAGAGAAACAUUGUUCUCCAAUAUCAUAAACAGCAACACAAAUUAGGCCAAAACCCUAUUCACAAUCGUUGACAGACUGACUAAACCCCCAACACAAAUACCAGCCGAACUCCAUUCCACGCAGAAAUGCAAUGAGUUUGCAUUCUUUUAUACUGAUAAAAUUGAAGGCAUCAGACGCACCAUCAAUAUCUCAAGUAAAAAAGUUGGAUCACCACCCCAUUUAGGCAAAAGUAACACAGCAAUGAUGGCAAGCUUUAAUGCCAUAGACUCUAAAACUCUAGUGGAAACGGUGACAGCUCUAAAGUCAUCCACCUGCUGCCUUGAUGUUUUACCUACCAACUUCUUUAAGAAUGUUUUUGACUGCCUAUCAACAGACG